This is a messenger RNA of Eleginops maclovinus (Patagonian blennie), 1209 nucleotides long. RefSeq lists its product as uncharacterized. Gene Ontology annotation, molecular function: structural constituent of chromatin; protein heterodimerization activity; DNA binding. The coding region runs from base 83 to 427 and encodes 114 amino acids. Gene Ontology annotation, cellular component: nucleosome. The transcript has 2 exons. Lineage: Eukaryota; Metazoa; Chordata; Actinopteri; Perciformes; Eleginopidae. The record is from RefSeq and is a predicted model, not a curated record.
GCCCGAAAACUGGGAGAUGAUUCCUACUAGAUAACGCGUUUGACUAACUCAACAUUGUCAGAGUAAAUAGAAACCGUUUAAAAUGACUAAUGAUGCGUCUAAAAAGAAGGUGAAGGUUGAGAAAAAAGGCAAACGAAAGGCCAAAAGAAGAGAGACCUACGCGAUGUACAUCUAUAAAGUUUUGAAACAGGUUCACCCGGACACAGGGAUUUCUAGCAGAGCCAUGAGCAUCAUGAACUCCUUCGUGAAUGACCUUUUUGAGAGGAUUACUACUGAGGCGUCCCGGCUGGCUCAGUACAAUAAGCGCUCCACCAUCACCAGCAGGGAGGUGCAGACCGCCGUGAGGCUGCUGCUGCCCGGGGAGCUGGCCAAACACGCCGUGUCCGAGGGAACCAAGGCUGUUACCAAAUACACCAGCUCCAAAUGAAGCCUUCAACACUUGUUGUGACAGAUUUCAAACUUGUGCAUCUGUGCGUUUGUUACUUUUUUGAGUUCAAUAAAUCUAAGCACAACACGCUUUCCCCCCACCCCCUCACCCCCACCCCCACCCCAUUUGUUGUAAUCUCCUUGACUCUAUUUACAGUGUAAAGUAAUUUCAAACCACUAGAUGGGGUAAUUGCACAUCUUUCAUAUUGCAGACCUAUUGUCUUGGUGUUGUGUAGGCCUACAUUAAAGCUAUGAAACGUUCAUUUUUGCUAACAGAUACACUGCAAGUUGGCAAAAACACCUCUGCAGUGAUGCAAUAAACGGCAUGCAUGAUAUCAGUAUUCUGCUACAAUACCACGUUGGUACAUAAAGGCAUAGGCGCUGAUUUAUGUUUCUGCCGGUGGGUGCUCAAAACAGUGUGUGUGUGCCACCCCCUCAUGCGUCCAUCGCAUGACAUGCACGGCACGUGGGUGCUCGGCCUUCUCCGUGGGUGCUCGGGCCCGGAAGCACCCACGGAAUCGGCGCCUAUGCAUAAAGGGUUCAUAUGGGAUAAUAUCUAGCUGUCAGUUUAUGGACAGUCUUAACAUACUCGGGGGUUUUUUAACUCAUGAAAGUAAAUUCAAAUAUUCUUAGCAAGUUUCGAGAACUGGAUCGUCAUUGUUAAGGCACAACGAAAUGUAUUUUGAGCUGGCCCAUAGGUGCAACAUGUAGAAUAAAAUCACAAAUAAGAAAUUAAACGACCCUUAAAAUGUAUCAUCCAUUCUGUCAAUUGUUAACACUUGU